Molecule: messenger RNA, 3059 nt
Organism: Sphaeramia orbicularis (orbiculate cardinalfish)
Lineage: Eukaryota; Metazoa; Chordata; Actinopteri; Kurtiformes; Apogonidae
Product: transitional endoplasmic reticulum ATPase-like
Exons: 19
Coding region: 404-2833 (809 amino acids)
Biological process (GO): autophagosome maturation; retrograde protein transport, ER to cytosol; mitotic spindle disassembly
Cellular component (GO): nucleus; cytosol; VCP-NPL4-UFD1 AAA ATPase complex
Molecular function (GO): ATP hydrolysis activity; polyubiquitin modification-dependent protein binding; ATP binding
Source: RefSeq, a predicted model, not a curated record
AGCAAAUAUUUACACCCAUGAAUAUUUCACAGUAAGUCAGGAAGUGUUUUUCAUGACCAGUUAGGCACCACUGCUUACAUUUGCCAGUUUGAAGCGGGGGGAGGUGGAAAUAUCACGCUAUAUCUGUCCUGGGACACUCUCCAAGAUGGGCUGAGGCAGCCACGAACAUGGUGGAUCAGGGCACUGGAGGAGAGAGGAAAAACUAAAAGCUCACCUCCAGCAAAACAGCACCAGCCAGGUCUGACAGAAUUCAAAACGUCCAGCAGUGAACUCAGCACAAAACAGGCCAUACCAGAUCAGCUCCUGAAUGCACCACGGUCAAAGCAGCUGCAAAUCUUGGUGAGGGUCUGAGCUGAGGAAACUGAAGAUAUCUGAAGACUGACAGAGGACAAAGGGGGCCAUCAUGCCAGGCUCAGGAGGAUCAGACUUAAAGGGAGAAGAUUUCUCCACUGCCAUCCUGAAACAGAAACACAGACCCAACAGACUCAUUGUGGAUGAAGCUCUUAAUGAAGACAGUAGCAUUGUCAGCUUAUCACAGAAUAAGAUGGAGGAGCUGCAGCUCUUCCGGGGGGACACGGUGGUGUUAAGGGGGAGGAAACGUCGUCAAACAGUGUGUAUAGUGCUCACCGAUGACACCUGUGGAGAAGAUCGAAUCCGCAUGAACCGUGUGACCCGCAACAACUUGCGUGUGCGGCUCGGUGAUGUCAUCAGUAUCUCUGCUUGCCCUGAUAUAAAAUAUGGGAAAAAAAUCCACGUCCUCCCCAUAGAUGACACCAUCCAAGGCCUGACAGGAAACCUCUUUGAUGUUUUUCUCAAACCAUACUUUCUGGAGGCUUACCGCCCUGUACACAAAGACGAUAUCUUCCUGGUGAGGGGGAGCAUGCGUGCGGUGGAGUUCAAGGUGGUGGAAACAGACCCCAGCCCACAUUGCAUUGUUGCCCCAGACACCGUCAUCUACUGUGAGGGAGAGCCAAUCAAAAGAGAGGACGAAGAGGAGACACUUAAUGACGUGGGCUAUGACGACAUCGGCGGCUGUCGGAAACAGCUUGCCCAGAUCAAAGAGAUGGUGGAGCUUCCUUUAAGACACCCUGGGCUUUUCAAGGCCAUCGGAGUUAAGCCUCCCAGAGGUAUUCUGCUGUACGGUCCUGCAGGGACAGGAAAGACCCUGGUGGCCCGGGCUGUAGCCAAUGAAACCGGUGCCUUCUUCUUCCUCAUCAAUGGGCCUGAGAUCAUGAGUAAACUGGCUGGAGAGUCAGAGAGCAACCUAAGAAAGGCUUUUGAAGAAGCAGAGAAAAACGCUCCUGCCAUCAUCUUUAUCGAUGAACUGGACGCCAUUGCUCCCAAGAGAGAGAAGACCCAUGGGGAAGUGGAGAGGCGCAUAGUCUCCCAGCUUCUGACCCUGAUGGAUGGCCUCAAGCAAAGAGCCCAUGUGGUUGUCAUGGCAGCAACAAACCGACCUAACAGUGUGGACCCUGCACUGAGACGUUUUGGCAGGUUUGACCGUGAGAUUGACAUUGGAAUCCCAGACGCCACUGGCAGACUGGAGAUCUUGCAGAUCCACACCAAAAACAUGAAACUGGCAGACGACGUUGACUUGGAGAGGAUUGGCACAGAGACCCACGGCCAUGUGGGCGCUGACCUGGCUGCUCUGUGCUCAGAGGCUGCUCUACAGGCCAUUCGCAAGAAGCUGACCCUCAUAGACCUGGAGGAUGAGUCUAUAGACGCCGACCUGCUGAACUCACUGGCGGUCACCAUGGAUGAUUUCCAAUGGGCCCUCAGUCAGAGCAACCCAUCAGCCCUGAGAGAAACUGUGGCCGAGGUGCCUCAGGUCAACUGGGAGGACAUCGGAGGCCUGGAUGAGGUCAAAAGAGAACUUCAAGAGCUGGUUCAGUACCCAGUUGAGUAUCCAGACAAGUUCCUGAAGUUUGGGAUGACCCCAUCCAGAGGGGUGUUGUUCUAUGGACCCCCAGGAUGUGGGAAAACCCUGCUGGCAAAGGCCAUCGCCAACGAGUGCCAGGCAAACUUUGUCUCCAUUAAAGGCCCUGAGAUGCUCACCAUGUGGUUUGGUGAGUCCGAGGCGAAUGUCAGAGACGUCUUUGAUAAGGCCAGACAGGCAGCACCUUGUAUCUUAUUUUUCGAUGAGUUGGACUCCAUUGCCAAAUCCAGAGGAGGAGGGCAUUCAGACGCCGGUGGUGCAGCCGACAGAGUCAUCAACCAGAUACUCACAGAGAUGGACGGCAUGUCUGACAAGAAGAACGUUUUCAUCAUCGGUGCCACCAACAGACCUGACAUCAUAGACUCCGCCAUCUUGCGGCCAGGACGUCUGGACCAGCUCAUCUACAUCCCCCUCCCAGACAAACCUUCACGCACAGCGAUCCUGCGUGCAAAUCUACGCAAGUCUCCUGUUGCACGUGAUGUGGAUCUAGAGUAUUUGUCUGGAAUCACAGAUGGAUUUUCCGGAGCUGACCUGACAGAAAUCUGCCAGCGAGCUUGUAAAUUAGCGAUUCGAGAGGCUAUUGAAGCCGAGAUCAAAGCUGAGCGUCAGAGGCAGAACAGGCCGGGCAUCCCUAUGGAUGAGGACUAUGAUCCAGUCCCAGAGAUCAGGAAGGACCACUUUGAGGAGGCAAUGCGCUUUGCUCGGCGUUCCGUCAGUGACAAUGACAUUCGUAAAUAUGAGAUGUUUGCUCAAACGCUGCAGCAGAGCCGAGGAUUUGGAAACUUUAGGUUUCCUUCUGCUACAGGUACAGCACAGCCUGGGGGUCAGGGGUCAAGUCCUGGGUCCGGAAGACCGAGCCUUUACAGAAAUGAAGGAGAUGAUGACCUCUAUCAAUGAUAAAAGCUCCUCUUCCCCUCUUCACUCUGUUUUUAGAGGAAAAUAUGGGACUGGAAGUGGAGUUUAAUAAAUGGAAACAUGAGCGUAUUCAAAUAUCAAUAGAAUCAUAUCAUUAAAAACUCUUUUCAAGGCUUUUAAUAACAGGGAAGAGCAACCAGUAUGAAAAAUAAUAGACUAAAAAUGAUCUUACAAUAUUUAGUUUAAUGGAAAAAAAAUAGAAUUACUA